This is a messenger RNA of Hibiscus syriacus, 875 nucleotides long. Its product is annotated as chaperone protein DnaJ-like. The record is from RefSeq and is a predicted model, not a curated record. NCBI's taxonomy places the organism in Eukaryota, Viridiplantae, Streptophyta, Magnoliopsida, Malvales, Malvaceae. Bases 125 to 613 code for a protein of 162 amino acids. The transcript has 5 exons.
AUCCCACCAUGCUCGGGCUUUAACACCAUUAUCACAACAGAAUAAGAUUCAUCGAACUUUCGGGGUUUCCUGUUUCCAGUAUUGAUUCUCGAUUAUUUGAUCGUAGUUAAAAUUUGGGUAGGUGAUGAUGGAGGGUGAACGUGGCUUACCAUCGUACUAUAAUGUACUGGGAGUCGGGAUCGAUGCUUCUAUUCAAGAUAUCAAGCGUGCUUAUCGGAAGCUUGCAAUGCAAUGGCAUCCGGAUAAGUGGACGAGCACACCUUCUCGAUUGAGUGAAGCCAAGCGUAAAUUCCAGCAGAUUCAAGAAGCUUAUUCAGUUUUAUCAGACCAGAGGAAGAGAACUCUGUACGAUGCUGGGUUAUAUGAUCCCGAUGAUGAUGAAGAUGAGGGCUUGUCUGAUUUUAUGGCUGAAAUGCUGUCUCUCAUGGCCCAAACGAGGGAAGAGGAGAAAGCUUGCAGCCUGGACGAGCUGCAGAAGAUGCUGUGGGAUAUGGCACAAGAGUUUCAAUCACCGCCGUGGUUUUGUGGACCGAUGGAAGAGCAUAGGAGGUCGAAGAGGACCAAAUGGGAUCCGAGGGGGAGAUUCAAUAUGUAUGAGACCCCCAGUUGUUGAACCCAGUGGAUGAAGCUGAAUCCUUUGGAGCUGCCCAAAUCUCUUGAAAAACAAGCCUGUGGGGGCAUGUUUUGUUUUGGGGGUUGGGCCUUCAGUUUCGGCGGCAGCCUGGUGCUUUUGUGAUCCGGCUGGAUGAGAGUGCUUAGGGAUUUUAACACAUCUCCUUGAGCAAACUAUAGUUAUGUGUCUAGAGUUUACUAGUUUGAAAGAAUAUAAGGGUCAUGUCAAAUCUCUUUUGUCAAUAAACAACCCAUUAAUUUUC